AUGACAACAGAUAUUGCUGUUAGAGGCCCUAUGGAGAAUGGAGGAAGUGGAGCUAUUGCAGACUAUACAGAGGAGAAUGGGGAUUAUGACGAUAAUUCAUCUUCGAGGCUUUUUGAACGCCAUAGAAUUAAAGCUUUGGCUGACGAGCGUGAAAAUGUACAGAAAAAGACUUUCACUAAAUGGGUUAAUUCUCAUUUGAUUCGCGUCAAUUGUAAAAUACAAGAUUUAUAUGCUGAUUUACGUGACGGUAAAAUGUUGCUCAAACUUUUGGAGGUGCUAUCUGGCGAUCGUCUACAACGCCCUACACGCGGCAAAAUGCGCAUUCAUUGUCUAGAAAAUGUGGAUAAAGCUUUGCAAUUUUUAAGAGAUCAACACGUUCAUUUGGAGAACCUUGGAUCGCAGGAUAUUGUGGAUGGAGCGCCGAGACUAACACUUGGAUUAAUUUGGACUAUUAUUUUGCGAUUCCAAAUUCAAGAUAUUACUUUCGAAGAUGUUGAUAACUUAGAAACUCGUUCUGCUAAAGAAGCUUUACUUCUUUGGUGCCAAAUGAAAACUGCUGGUUACAGAAAUGUUAAUGUUCGUAAUUUCACCACAAGUUGGAGGGAUGGACUUGCAUUUAAUGCUUUAAUUCACAAACAUAGACCCGAUUUAAUUGAUUAUGAUAAUAUGCAAAAAUCUAAUGCUUUGUUUAAUUUGAAAAAUUCUUUUGAUGUUGCAGAACAACAAUUGGGAUUGGCAAAAUUGCUUGAUCCUGAAGAUGUCAAUGUUGAACAACCAGAUGAGAAAUCUAUUAUUACUUAUGUUGUCACCUAUUAUCAUUACUUUAAUAAGCUUAAACAAGAAACGAUUCAAGGCAAAAGAAUAGGAAAAGUUGUUGGAGAAUUAAUGGAAAAUGAAGCUUUAGUUGAACGUUAUGAACAGCUUAGUUCUGACCUUUUGGAAUGGAUUAAAGCCAAAAUUGCUGAACUUAAUGAUAGACAGUUUGCUAAUUCUUUAAAAGGUGUACAACAACAAUUGGCCUCGUUUAAUGCUUAUAGAGUUGAGGAAAAGCCACCAAGAUUUCAGGAAAAAGGCGAACUCGAAAUGCUUUUAUUUUCCCUUCUUUCUCGAAUGAGGGCUAACAACCAACGCGCAUUUCUUCCACGGGAAGGCCGUACAAUUGGUGAUAUUAAUAGAGCUUGGAGAUCCUUGGAAAGAUCUGAACACGAAAGAGAAUUGGCACUUAAAGAAGAACUUAUUAGACAAGAAAAGUUGGAACAAUUGGCAACUAGGUUUGACAAAAAGGCGGGAAUGAGGGAAACUUGGCUACAAGAGAAUCAACGUUUAGUCAGUCAAGAUAACUUUGGAACAGAUCUGGCUAGUGUUGAAGCGGCUAAUAAAAAACAUGAAGCUAUUGAGACUGAUAUUUAUGCCUAUGAGGAACGUGUUCAAGCUGUUAUUUCUGUUGCUGGGGAAUUGGAAAUUGAAAAGUAUCACGAUAUUGGACGUAUUAAUGAUAGAAAAGAUCACGUUCUUGGCCUUUGGAAUCAAUUACUUGAGUUACUACAAGGACGUCGUCAACGUUUGGAAUUGAGUUUGACAGUUCAGAAAAUAUUCCAUGAGAUGGUUAAUGUUUUGGAUAUGAUGGAUGAACUUCGUGCCAAGCUUGAUUCCGAUGAACUUGGUCAACACUUAAUGGAUGUGGAAGAAUUAUUACAAAAACAUGCAUUAUUGGAAUCUGAUCUUAAUAUAAUCGCUGAUCAUGUCCAAAAUGUCAAUCGCCAAGCUGAACGAUUUUCUAGAGACGAUACAGAAGGCUACAAACCUGUUGAUCCAGCUGUCGUUAGAGAAAGAAUGCAAUUUUUGGAGCAAAGAUACAAAGAAUUAUUGGACUUGGCAGCUGCGAGAAAAGCUCGAUUGGAGGAUAAUAAACGACUUUGUCAAUUUAAUUGGGACUUGACUGACUUAGAAACUCAUUUUAAGGAACAAGAACAAGUUCUUGCCCAAAAAGAUACUGGUCGAGAUAUAUUCUCUGUUAACCGUCUUCUUGCCAAACACAAAAAUGCCGAGAAUAACCUUGCCGAUUUGGGCCGAGCACUUGAUGAUUUACAGCAACAGGGACAGCAAUUAGUUAAUGAACAAAUACCUGGAAGUGGUCCCGUUCCUCUAAGAAUAGCUGAAAUUCGUGCAUAUUAUGAUUAUUUGAAAAAGUUGGCAGAUGAGCGUAGAAAGGAGUUGGAGGGGGCUGUUGAAUAUUAUCAGUUCUUCCAUGAUGCUGAUGAUGUUGAUGCUUAUUUAUUAGAUACAAUGCGUGUUGUCUCCACAGACGAUGUUGGGCAUGAUGAACAAUCGGUACAAGCAUUGCUUAAGAAACAUGAUGGUGUUUCUGAAGAAUUGGAACGUUUCGGCAGGCAUAUUGCACAAUUGGAGGCACAGGCUCAGCAAUUGCCUGAACCGGCUCGAGCUCAACCUGACAUCCAGCAACGUCUGAGCGGCACACAAAAACGAAAAUACGAAUUAGUCGAAAUUGCCCGUCUUCGAAAACAACGUUUAAUUGAUGCCCUUUCCCUCUACAAACUUUUGGCUGACAUCGAUUCUGUUGAAUCUUGGCUAGACGAAAAGGGAAAAUUAUUGGCAACAUUUAUUCCUGGACCAGAUUUGGAAGAAGUUGAAAUUAUGAGGCAUAGAUUUGAAACUUUACAGGCAGACAUGGCUCAUCAAGCAGCCAAAGUCAGAACAAUAAACGAAUUGGCUAGGCAAAUGUUACAGGUUGAGCACCCCAAUUCUGAUGAAAUUUUGGCUCGUCAAAAUGCUCUCAACGCCCGUUGGGCCCAACUCAGAGAUAUGGUGGACUUGAAGAAGGCCGACUUAGAUCGUGCCCAUCGCUUAGAAACAUUCCGUAUUGACUGUCAAGAAACUGUUACUUGGAUUGAAGAUAAGACUAGAAUGUUGGCUGAUACUGAUGAAUUGACUGGAGAUUUGAGCGGAGUAAUGAAACUACAAAGAAGAUUGUCUAUGAUGGAAAGAGAUUUGGGGGCUAUACAAGCUAAAUUGGCUGCAUUACAACAAGAAGCUACGCAAAUUGAAAGGGAGAAGCCGACAGAGGCCGCGCAGAUUAGGGAGAGCAUUACAAGAAUACAUCAAGUCUGGGACAAACUUAAUAAAAAAGUCCGCGAACAAGAAGCAAAGCUGGAUGAAGCCGGCGACUUACAGCGCUUUUUACGCGAUCUCGAUCACUUCCAGGCUUGGCUCUCAGCCACCCAAAGACAGGUGGCGUCCGAAGACGAGCCCCAAUCAUUGGCCGAAGCAGAACAACUCCUCCAACAGCAUGCUGUCAUACGGGAGGAGAUCGAUGGCUAUGGAGAAGAUUAUCGAAAGAUGCGCGCAAUGGGCGAUAGGGUCACUCAAGACCAGACUGAUCCUCAAUAUAUGUUCCUGAGACAGAGACUUGGUGGAUUGGAGGAAGGAUGGGAAGAGCUUGGUCGGAUGUGGGAAAACAGACAACAGUUCCUCAGUCAAGGCUUAAAUCUUCAAUCAUUCUUACAAAAAGCCAAACAAGCCGAAGUCAUCUUAUCCCAGCAAGAGAAUCGUUUAGCCAGAGAAGAACAGCCAACUUCGUUAGAACAAGCAGAAAAUGCCCUCAAAAGGCACCAAGACUUCCAAACUACAAUGGAGGCUAACGAUGAAAAACUUCGUUCAGUUGUUCAGCUUGGGGACCAACUUUGUGCUGAUGGGCAUUAUGCAGCUGAUAAAAUACACAAAAAAGCUAGAAAUAUCGAGGAACGUCGUGCAGCAAACAGAGAAAAGGCCCAACAAGUUUUGGAUAAACUACGAGAAGCAUGGCAUGUCCAACAAUUCCUUUCUGAUUGUGAAGAAUUGCGUGAAUGGAUAGAGGAGAAAAUGAUCCGAGCUCAAGAUGAAACUUACCGAGAUGCCAAAACAAUAACAUCAAAAUUUAUGAGACACCAAGCAUUCCAAGCAGAAUUACAAGCAAACAAAGCUCGUUUAGAACAAUUACAUCAUGCUGCUGAACAUUUGGCAGAAGAAAAGCCUGAAUUUACUGGAAUAAUAGAUCCACAAAUGGUUGAAUUAGAACAACAAUGGGAACAAUUAGAAAAGACUACAGAGGAGAAGGGACAACGAUUAUUUGAUGCCAAUCGACAACAACUUUAUGUUCAAAGUAUUGGAGAAGUUCAGGACUGGGCUCAACAACUUGAACAACAAAUUGUCAGCCCUGAAGCUGCACCACCUCAGGAUCGUAUAACUGUAGAUGUUGCUAUGCAAAGGCAGAAGGAGUUGGAGCAAGAGAUGUCUAAGAACGUACAACAUUUGGAUUCUUUACAAGAAAUGGAACAAAAAUUGGAAGAAAUGCAGCCUGAACAAAUCGAACAAAUCCGUGCCCAUCGCAUUGCAAUUACUGAACAAUUACAAAGACUUCAAGCGCCAUUGGAUGAACGUCGUCGCAAUUUAGAACGUAAAAAAGCCGCUUUCCAAUUUAUGCGUGAUGUUGAAGACGAGAAACUUUGGGUAGCAGAGAGGAUGCCUAUAGCUGAAUCUUUAGCUAUUGGAGAUUCUUUAUUUGAUUGUAACAGACUACAAAAGAAUACUCAAUCAUUAAGAAACGAAGUAGACAACCACGAACCUUGGAUUAACCAAAUACGUUCAAAUGGGCAGAAAUUAAUUGAAGAAGGACAUGAGGAUGCCGAUAAAUUUGUUGAAAAAUUGAAAGAAUUGGAUAAUACUUGGGAAGGAUUAAAAAAUGUUAUUGAGGAAAGAAAACAAAGAUUAAAAGAUGCUGAACGUGCUCAUCAAUAUCUUUAUGAUUGUGCCGAAGCAGAAGCUUGGAUGAGUGAACAGGAAUUGUAUAUGAUGCAAGAUGAGAGGGGAAAAGACGAAUUCAGCACUCAAAACCAAAUAAAACGCCAUGAACGUCUUCAACAAGAAAUUGGUCAAUUUGCCACAAUAAUUAAAGAAUUAGCUUCUCGUGCCAAAAAUUUAAUUGACGAAGAAAGUCCCCUUAGCGAACAAAUUCAAUUAAGGCAAUCACAAAUUGAAAAAUUAUAUGCUGGUUUACAAGAUUUGAGUAAAGAGAGACGCAAAAGAUUGGAUGAAACUCUUCAGCUUUAUGAUUUACAUAGAGAAAUUGAUGAUCUUUUACAAUGGAUUGCUGAUAAAGAGGCAAAUUUUUAUUCAUAA
Messenger RNA from Meloidogyne enterolobii, 5175 nucleotides. Lineage: Eukaryota; Metazoa; Nematoda; Chromadorea; Rhabditida; Meloidogynidae. The record is from the annotation of a GenBank genome assembly.